GCUUUCAGGUUGUAUAUUAAGUACAGUUUUGUGUAGAAGGCGCAGUUGCCUCAACGCAUGACAACAUGUCGCCCGUAUCAACUGUUUGUGUGUUCGUCCUCCUGGCAAACAUCCUUACCACCACGCAUGCUCAGGCACACCCUGAAGUUGUGAUCCUGUUGACCGAACGCCACACACUUCUCGCCCAAGGAUUUGUUCACAGAUGGGAUCUCUAUGGCCACAGGCUGAGGCAGCAUCCUCUUACUUAUAUCACCACCCCUACAGCCAUUGACUAUGACAAUGUCACCAGGCGAAUCUACUGGACGGAUAUAAGCAGAAAGGAAAUCCGGAGUGCUGAACUAACUGGUGGAGACAAUACUCUUGUUGCAAAACUAAACAACAUUUCUUACCCGGAAGGCCUCACUGUUGAUGGCAGUGCCGGCAAAAUCUUCUACACAGACAGAGGAAAUAAAGUCAUUGUUAGCAUCAAUAUCAAUGGAUUUGCAAGGACAACGAUUGUAAGUUCAAAUAUAAACUACCCCCAAGGCAUCGUAGCAGACAAAUCCGACAGGAAACUGUACUGGGUUGAUCAUUUGACUCACACAAUUAAUUCUUGCAACUACGAUGGAGGUGGAAGAGGUACUCUCGUAUCAACGGACAUUUACGCACCUAUGGGGAUUACUAUGAACGAGAACACCGGAUGUCUCUAUUGGUGCGAAUACAACGGGAACGUGUACUCCAUCCAGAAGGAUGGCACCAACAGGAAAACACACUACACGGACAUUGUGACCAAGCCUCACUUCAUGGACAUAGCGGUCUUCAAUGGCUUUCUGUACAUUGUUGACAGAACUAACAGGAGCAUUCUAGUGAUCCCCGAAAACGACAAGGCUACACAUACAGCAAUACUUUUCUCAGGAUCAUUCAAAACAAUAACAGGGAUCCACGUCUUUUCUCCAAAUUCAAUGGAAACAGGGUGUGCUGACGGACGAUACGGUGCUGGGUGUACUAGUGUGUGUGGCCAAUGUGCCGGUGGCGUGUUUCUGUGCGAGAAGACCACGGGGAACUGCUUGGGUGGGUGCGUUGCAGGGUACAAGGGAAACUUCUGCACUCAAGCGUGUCUUGGAACAUACGGCAAGGGAUGCUCUUCCCCGUGCGGACAUUGUCAAACAGGGACAACAUGUCACCACGAGACUGGGCAGUGUCCAAGCGGUUGCCAAUCAGGUUGGACGGGCAACAUGUGUCAGGAAAAAGGUCACCCUGAAGUUGUGAUCCUGUUGACUGAACGCCACACACUUCUCGCCCAAGGAUUUGUUCACAGAUGGGAUCUCUAUGGCGGCAGGCUGAGGCAGCAUCCUCUUACUUAUAUCACCACCCCUACAGCCAUUGACUAUGACAAUGUCACCAGGCGAAUCUACUGGACGGAUAUAAGCAGAAAGGAAAUCCGGAGUGUUGAACUAACUGGUGGAGACGAUUCUCUUGUUGCAAAACUGAACAACAUUGCUUACCCUGAAGGCCUCACUGUUGAUGGCAGUGCCGGCAAAAUCUUCUACACAGACAGAGGAAAUAAAGUCAUUGUUAGCAUCAAUAUCAAUGGAUUUGCAAGGACAACGAUUGUAAGUUCAAAUAUCAGCUACCCCCAAGGCAUUGUAGCAGACAAAUCCGACAGGAAACUGUACUGGGUUGAUCAUUUGACUCACACAAUUAAUUCUUGCAACUACGAUGGAGGUGGAAGAGGUACUCUCGUAUCAACGGACAUUUACGCACCUAUGGGGAUUACUAUGAACGAGAACACCGGACGUCUCUAUUGGUGCGAAUACAACGGGAACGUGUACUCCAUCCAGCAGGAUGGCACCAACAGGAAAACACACUACACGGACAUUGUGACCAAGCCUCACUUCAUGGACAUAGCAGUCUUCAAUGGCUUUCUGUACAUUGUUGACAGAACUAACAGGAGCAUUCUAGUGAUCCCCGAAAACGACAAAGCUACACAUACAGCAACACUUUCCUCAGGAUCAUUCAAAACAAUAACAGGGAUCCACGUCUUUUCUACAAAUUCAAUGGAAACAGGGUGUGCUGACGGACGAUACGGCGCUGGGUGUACUAGUGUGUGUGGCCGAUGUGCCGGUGGCGUGUUUCUGUGCGAGAAGACCACGGGGUCCUGCCUGGGUGGGUGUGUUGCAGGGUACAAGGGAAACUUCUGCACUCAAGCGUGUCUUGGAACAUACGGCAAGGGAUGCUCUUCGCCGUGCGGACAUUGUCAAACAGGGACCACAUGUCACCACGAGACUGGACAGUGUCCAAGCGGUUGCCAAUCAGGUUGGACGGGCAACAUGUGUCAGGAAAAAGUGUGUCGUGGAACAUACGGCAAGGAAUGCUCUUUGCCGUGCGGACAUUGUCAAACAGGGACCACAUGUCACCAAGAGACUGGACAGUGUCCAAGCGGUUGCCAAUCAGGUUGGACGGGCAACAUGUGUCAGGAAAAAGUGUGUCGUGGAACAUACGGCAAGGAAUGCUCUUUGCCGUGCGGACAUUGUCAAACAGGGACCACAUGUCACCAAGAGACUGGACAGUGUCCAAGCGGUUGCCAAUCAGGUUGGACGGGCAACAUGUGUCAGGAAAAAGUGUGUCGUGGAACAUACGGCAAGGAAUGCUCUUUGCCGUGCGGACAUUGUCAAACAGGGACCACAUGUCACCAAGAGACUGGACAGUGUCCAAGCGGUUGCCAAUCAGGUUGGACGGGCAACAUGUGUCAGGAAAAAGUGUGUCGUGGAACAUACGGCAAGGAAUGCUCUUUGCCGUGCGGACAUUGUCAAACAGGGACCACAUGUCACCAAGAGACUGGACAGUGUCCAAGCGGUUGCCAAUCAGGUUGGACGGGCAACAUGUGUCAGGAAAAAGUGUGUCGUGGAACAUACGGCAAGGAAUGCUCUUUGCCGUGCGGACAUUGUCAAACAGGGACCACAUGUCACCAAGAGACUGGACAGUGUCCAAGCGGUUGCCAAUCAGGUUGGACGGGCAACAUGUGUCAGGAAAAAGUGUGUCGUGGAACAUACGGCAAGGAAUGCUCUUUGCCGUGCGGACAUUGUCAAACAGGGACCACAUGUCACCAAGAGACUGGACAGUGUCCAAGCGGUUGCAAAUCAGGUUGGACGGGCAACAUGUGUCAGGAAAAAGUGUGUCGUGGAACAUACGGCAAGGAAUGCUCUUUGCCGUGCGGACAUUGUCAAACAGGGACCACAUGUCACCAAGAGACUGGACAGUGUCCAAGCGGUUGCCAAUCAGGUUGGACGGGCAACAUGUGUCAGGAAAAAGUGUGUCGUGGAACAUACGGCAAGGAAUGCUCUUUGCCGUGCGGACAUUGUCAAACAGGGACCACAUGUCACCAAGAGACUGGACAGUGUCCAAGCGGUUGCCAAUCAGGUUGGACGGGCAACAUGUGUCAGGAAAAAGUGUGUCGUGGAACAUACGGCAAGGAAUGCUCUUUGCCGUGCGGACAUUGUCAAACAGGGACCACAUGUCACCAAGAGACUGGACAGUGUCCAAGCGGUUGCCAAUCAGGUUGGACGGGCAACAUGUGUCAGGAAAAAGUGUGUCGUGGAACAUACGGCAAGGAAUGCUCUUUGCCGUGCGGACAUUGUCAAACAGGGACCACAUGUCACCAAGAGACUGGACAGUGUCCAAGCGGUUGCCAAUCAGGUUGGACGGGCAACAUGUGUCAGGAAAAAGUGUGUCGUGGAACAUACGGCAAGGAAUGCUCUUUGCCGUGCGGACAUUGUCAAACAGGGACCACAUGUCACCAAGAGACUGGACAGUGUCCAAGCGGUUGCCAAUCAGGUUGGACGGGCAACAUGUGUCAGGAAAAAGUGUGUCGUGGAACAUACGGCAAGGAAUGCUCUUUGCCGUGCGGACAUUGUCAAACAGGGACCACAUGUCACCAAGAGACUGGACAGUGUCCAAGCGGUUGCCAAUCAGGUUGGACGGGCAACAUGUGUCAGGAAAAAGACUGCAGGAAGGGACUCUAUGGAAGUAAUUGCCAGCACAGGUGUGGACACUGUAAGUCUAAUCAGCCAUGUGACUCCACUACGGGUGUGUGUCAUGGUGGAUGCAGUGUCGGGUGGAGAGGGUCCACAUGCGAGCUGGAAUGCCCUCAAGGCACCUAUGGGGAAGGGUGUAGCAGGCAGUGUGGCUUCUGUGGAAGAGGAGACGUGUGUGACGCUGCGACCGGCGUGUGUCCAAAUGGAUGCCAGCCACAAUGGAGCGGCAAUGAAUGCCAGAAUCAGUUCCUUGUAAAGGACUCGGCAUGCAGUUUCAAGCCAGGAUCUGUGGGUACAUAUGCUUUCAUCGUCGUUGCUGUGUCCAGGAUCUUCUAGCAGUCUUGGAUGAAGUUCUACAUAUGUCCUACAUCGGUUUCUUAUUGUAUUGUUUCAAGCUUACUUUGCUUAUAAUCUGCUUUUAUGAUCGAUGAGUGACUCACACAGUAGUUUCCAGCCGCCUUCAACAAUUACCCAGAAUCAUCACAAUGGCGUACUCCAGAAAGGGCUUCAUACUUUGUAUCCACAUUGUUAUUGUUAUAAUCCAUGUUGUUAUUAAAUGUCCAUUUUACGUAUAAAAAUUAAAUAUGUAUAUGCCUCCAGCACUCACACCAUAACCAAAUAUAUUCGUUAACCAUAGUUUGAAAAAUAUGACAGAUUUCAUACACAGACAUAUGUCAAUACCAUACUACGUUUAGCUUUGAUUCUACUAAAUUGUUUGUUCUUAUAUGCUUUGUUUGUCGGCCAAACUAUGUAUUCAACUUUGCACUGAAUAAAGAAAUAUAGUAAAAGCA
This is a messenger RNA of Haliotis rufescens (red abalone), 4804 nucleotides long. Its product is annotated as multiple epidermal growth factor-like domains protein 10. Lineage: Eukaryota; Metazoa; Mollusca; Gastropoda; Lepetellida; Haliotidae. The coding region runs from base 66 to 4349 and encodes 1427 amino acids. The transcript is spliced from 30 exons. Gene Ontology annotation, molecular function: scavenger receptor activity. The record is from RefSeq and is a predicted model, not a curated record.